GCCAUCUCUGACGGACGGUGGAACAAGAAAUGGGACAGAGAAAGAUUGGAACUCCUUCCAGCAGCUUGGAGAAAAUUAACGUUGUGGUGAUGGGCAAAGAUGAUGUCGGAAAAUCUGCUAUGACGGUUCGCCUUCUCACUAAAAGAUUCAUCGGCGAAUAUGACAGCUCUCUUGAGUCAAUCUAUCGGCAUUACUUUAAGCUAGAAGAGAACUUCAUUGCAUUGGACAUCAUGGACACAGCCGGCAAGAAUACUGAAGAGAAGCUGAGUCAGUGCUCAUCCUUCGGAAACAUGUUUUUGUUGCUGUUCUCCAUCACCGACAGAUCAUCUCUAAAAGAAAUCCAUCGACUCGGUCAUUAUUUGAAGACAACGAAAACGAGCGGCGCGUACAGCAUUAGUGUUGUCGGAACAAAACGAGACUUGUCGGAAUACCGAAAGGUUUCCGAAGAUGAGGGGAGGACACUCGCCAAUGAGCUCGGAGGAACCUAUCACGAGAUCUCCAGCGCUGAAGGAUACGAAGAAACACUGAAACUGUUUCAAGAUGCGAUCAAAGUGCAUCUGCAGUCGCGGUACACCGAUCGAGACCGGCAAAAGAGGGGACUGGGGCUAAGGAAACUCAGGGAGGGCCUCCUUAUGCGAACCAAGUCACUUUACAGAAAACGAGGCCUGACCUUUUAGGUAGACCUACCGGGUGGUGACCACAGGCGCCUUUGA
Molecule: messenger RNA, 713 nt
Organism: Pocillopora damicornis (cauliflower coral)
Lineage: Eukaryota; Metazoa; Cnidaria; Anthozoa; Scleractinia; Pocilloporidae
Product: ras-related and estrogen-regulated growth inhibitor
Molecular function (GO): GTP binding; GTPase activity
Source: RefSeq, a predicted model, not a curated record